UAUCCAUCAAUUGAGUUAUUUACAUUUCAAGAUCUGAUUAUAUCUAUGAAUGGGAAUUUGAAGAAUUCAAUUUAUUUCUUUGGAGAUCUGAUAACAUUAAAAUUUAAAAUUAAAGAAAAAUAAGAUCUUGCAGCAAUCGACUGAAUGCCCGUAUUUUUUUGCUCAAUCUUGCGUUCCCUCUUUGACAUGACAUUCAUUGCAUCGUUUUCAGUUUAUUCGAUUAAUUAGGAUCACCAGAAGAUCAUUUCCAUACGUACGUUCAAUACAAAAAGUUUUUGGCCUUGUUUCUCUUUCUUCAAUCUAAAAAUAAUUUUUCCACAAAACUACGUAUGCAUCUCUUUUAUGUAUUACUGUUAUUCUUUUCUUUUACUGGGUGAUAUCUAUUCAUGAACAUCUUUUCGUUCGUCAAGGCUUCUUAAUUCGGUGGCGUAACCCUAUAGCUAACCCGUCAGCACUUGCUGGAAUUCUUUUUCUUUAUCCAUUGAUAUCGAGACUGUGAGACAAAGAUGGGUGAUGAUGACAAGGACUCAGAGCACGAUGACAUGUCUGAUUCGUCUUGUAAUGCAACUGAGGAUGAAGAUGAAAUACGUAUACAAUUGGGUCCCAAGAUGAGCAUCAGAGAGCAUUUUGAGAAGGACAAGGAUGAUGAGAGCUUGAGGAGAUGGAAAGAGCAGUUGCUUGGAGGUCUUGAUGCCGCCCAUGUUCAAGAGCAUGAGGAAGCAGAUGUGAAGAUACUGAGCCUUACUAUCGUUUCUGAUGGAAGACCUGAUAUUGUUCUUGAGAUCCCAGAGUCUGGGAACCCCAAGGAGCGCCCUUGGUUUAUCCUAAAAGAAGGCUGCAAAUACCAUUUGAGAUUCAGCAUCAAGAUCAACAACGACAUAGUUUGUGGGCUCAGAUACACCAACACAGUCUGGAAAACUGGUAUCAAGGUUGAACACUGGAAAGAAAUGCUUGGAACCUUUAGCCCUCAACCAGAGCCUUACGAACAUGAGAUGCCCGAAGAGACAACUCCCUCUGGUAUGUUUGCUAGAGGAUCAUAUUCCGCAAAAACCAAGUUUGUGGAUGACGACAACAACUGCCACUUGGAGCUCAACUACGCUUUUGAAAUCCAUAAAGAGUGGGCCAACUAGACAUGACAACAAGGCUGGCCAGGGUGGCUGGAUUUUGAUAAAUUCAAAACUUUUUUAGGCUAAUGGAUACUGCAUGCCCAUCUGCUAUAUAUAUGCUGAGUGUUAGCCGUUGGUUUCUCUAGGGUUUUAGAUUGUUGCAAGCCAUUUUCCGAAAGCUGGUUUUGGAGGGGCUAUUUGAACUCUCAAAAUGCAUGUAGUUAAUCAACAUUUAUUCAUUUAAGUUGGAUGAUAUCAAUAUAUAUGUGUUUUGUACCUAGUAAUACGU
Molecule: messenger RNA, 1395 nt
Organism: Lactuca sativa (garden lettuce)
Lineage: Eukaryota; Viridiplantae; Streptophyta; Magnoliopsida; Asterales; Asteraceae
Product: rho GDP-dissociation inhibitor 1
Biological process (GO): Rho protein signal transduction
Cellular component (GO): membrane; cytoplasm; cytosol
Molecular function (GO): protein binding; Rho GDP-dissociation inhibitor activity
Source: RefSeq, a predicted model, not a curated record